Molecule: messenger RNA, 1341 nt
Organism: Dicrocoelium dendriticum
Lineage: Eukaryota; Metazoa; Platyhelminthes; Trematoda; Plagiorchiida; Dicrocoeliidae
Source: the annotation of a GenBank genome assembly
AACCUAUCUAAUGCACAAGACGCCGGUCAACUGUCUCCGGAUGUCGCCAAACUCUGUGUUCCCCAUCCAGGUAAACGUAAAGAGAGGUCCAAAGAUCAAAGACGAGAGUCGGCUCCCGCUCCUGCCCAGCGAUCAUCCUCUCAAAAACUUCAUUCCAUUCAGGCGCUAGAGACAGAUACUCUUCACUUUGCUAUUCCAAUGAAUGAUGCUGGUGACGCUCAGAGCAUCGUCAUCCAGGUGGAAUCCUUCAAAUCUCCGAAACCCCAUGGUCCGCGAAAACGAGGAAACGUGGGUGAUCAAAAGAAUUCUAACACAGUUUUCCAUAACGCUGCUAGUGCCACUGAAUCUUGUCUUUCGUUGCUGGCGUCUGACACACUUGAUAGCUUUCGUACACCUGUACCCAAAAAUGCAAAGAAAGUAACUGCUCCGUCGAGCAGAAAAGCAUCGUGUAAAUCGCCUCCGAUCAUUCAACUGGCACAAACAGCUCGGAUACUAUCGAUGGGCAAAAGGAUUCCCUCUCAUAAACACAGGCGAGCUGUUGAGAAAUCGUCAAUACUGUUUCGUCCAUCCGAUCAGCCCACGGUCGAGGUUCGCCAGUUUCCAACUGACACAGGGCACACCAACUCCAAAUCUUCGUCCACAGGGCUCCCCAAAGCUGCUGACCAGAGUAACCCGCAUACACGGUUGGAUCCAACGGAAAAUUUGGAAGAAUUCGUACUUCAGCCAGCUCCAAAAGGUACCACCGUUCGUUGCCGUAUCACUCGAGACAAACGUGGAGUGGACCGGGGGAUUUUUCCUACCUACUAUGUGCAUAUGGAACAGGAGGAUCGUAAAUACUUCCUGCUCGCUGCCCGCCGCCGCAAACGAUCCGCUACGAGCAAUUACAUCAUCUCUUGUGAUGCCACUGAUUUAUCACGAAGCGCCGCCAGUUUCGCCGGCAAGCUCCGAUCCAAUUUCGUGGGCACUCAGUUUGUCCUCUAUGGGGGUGGUAAGCGAGCUAACAGACGUCAUGAUGUACCGUCCUCUGGGCUGCGUUCGCGUGCCAGCCUUCGAUCUACCGGGAGCAGUUGUGAAUUGACCGAGGAUGAGGAUGCACAGGAUGACUCCAAAGAGUUGGCUGCAAUCAUUUACUCAUAUGUGUUGAACUUUUACGGGCGUGUAACGCAAGCAUCAGUGAAAAAUUUUCAGAUUGUAGAUGUGGCAAACGCGAGCUUCGUCAUCAUGCAAUUUGGUCGCAUUGCAGAAGACGUAUUCACCAUGGACUACGCAUAUCCAAUGUGCGCCCUCCAAGCUUUCGGUAUUGCCUUAUCCUCCUUUGAUGGAAAACUCGCGUGCGAGUAG